AUGUAUAAUCUUCAAGAUUUAACAUUAUAUAUUCAAAUCAAAGAACGAAAUAGACUUGUUGAUGGUAUUCAACUUGAAAAUGAUAUUCUUAUUCAUUUGUCAAAACUUCAAAGAUUCGUUUUUUAUAUCUGUACUUUUACUAGUGUCAAUCAUCCUGUUACUCUUUUAUCAAAUGAUGAUAUUCAACGAACUUUUUCUAAUGUAAAAUUUGGACAAAUUGGUUGUAGUAUGAAUUAUAUCGAUGAAUCUGAUAUCAGAUAUCAUGUUUUCUCACUUCCGUUUAUAUUUGAUUGUAUAGGAUAUAUUGGUAAUAGCUUUACGAAUACGAUAUUCAACAAUGUUACUCUUUUAUGCAUAUAUGAUGGGAUUCCAUUCGAACAUGAAUUUUUUGUUCGGCUAGCUCGAUGUUUUCCAUUAUUGAAAUCUUUGUUUAUUAUAAAUUGGAAAGCACAAUCAAGAGAUUCACCUGAAUCUGAACAUGACAAUACUAAUGGAUCAUUUGAAGUUGUCCAAUAUCUUCAUCUCACAUCACUCCACCUUCCCCGUACACAUAUUGAUUAUGUUGACCAAAUGUUAAAUGAAUCAAAAACACGUUUACCUUGUCUGACAGAAUUAUGGAUUCAUUAUGAUCAAUUAAAAACUGUAACAAAUAAUUUUACAAGAGAUGCAACGAGACUUAAUUGUAUCAAUGUGAAAGAAUUACAUUCUGAUUGUCCUAUCAAUCAUGACGACAAUAGCGAUGAUGACUCGAUAAAAGCACAAUCAAAAGAUUUUCAUCUUUAUUUUCCUUUGUUGAAACUUUAA
Molecule: messenger RNA, 804 nt
Organism: Rotaria sordida
Lineage: Eukaryota; Metazoa; Rotifera; Eurotatoria; Philodinida; Philodinidae
Source: the annotation of a GenBank genome assembly